Cryptomeria japonica (Japanese cedar) is the source of this 1384-nucleotide messenger RNA. RefSeq lists its product as uncharacterized. The transcript has 4 exons. Lineage: Eukaryota; Viridiplantae; Streptophyta; Pinopsida; Cupressales; Cupressaceae. The record is from RefSeq and is a predicted model, not a curated record. Bases 35 to 1039 code for a protein of 334 amino acids. Gene Ontology annotation, molecular function: zinc ion binding. Gene Ontology annotation, cellular component: nucleus.
AAGUGAGUUGAAAGCGAAGGGAAAUCUGAAUGGCAUGAAAUUUGAAGCAAUACAAAUUUGUUUAGUGAGUUUCGUAGCAGUAAAAAAUUGGGAAUUUGGCGAGGGGAGAAUCGAGAUGCCAAAGCGGAAGACAGGGGCGAGGAAGAAGGCAGAGAAGCAGAAAGCGAGGCAGAAGGGCAUAAGCGAACAGCAAUUUCACAUAGAGCUGGGGAAGCAUCCCUGCAACUCCCUUUACACGUGCGAUGUGUGCUCGCGUGUGCAGAAGAAUAGGGCCUUCUGCUACUUUUGCGCCUCCGUCACCAAAAUCCCCUCUUGCGCCAACUGUGGGAAGACCAAAUGCAUGGCCUCCUCCUCCGACUGCCUUCUCCUCCACCCCGCUCGCAACGUUUCUGGGAUGAACAUGGUGGGUUGUAUAUGUGAUUUUUGUGAAGCAUUCUUGUGCCAUUCAAAACGUUGCCUCACAACUCAUUGCUGUACAUGUCCACUAACUGAUGCAACAUGCAUUGAAUGUGAGAGGACUGUUUGGGAGCACGGUGGAAGAAUGUUCCGAUGUUUUUCAUGUGAUCAGUGGUUAUGUGAGGAUGAUCAGUUUGAGCAUCAAGCUUCCUGCCAACAGCUUGAGAGUGAGACUUUCCAUUGUCUGUCUUGCAACCGACUUGGGAUAUAUACAUGUUUACGUUGCAAGAUUUGCUUCUGUGAUGACCAUGUAAAAAGUGUGAAUAAUGUGGUCAAGAAAGGGGAGGGACUCUCAUGUAAAAAGUGUGGUUAUGCUUUGAGAGAAACAAAAGAUCUGAGUGUCUCUGUUCGGCAACAUAAGUUUGGACGCCAGACUACGAAUGAAAUGGAUUAUUAUGGAGAGUCAUCUUUUGGUAGUGGAUAUCAUAAUGAUAAUGAUUACCUUCAAAAUGUUUCUGAAGAAGAUGGAACUGAUGAAGACGAGGAUGAAAAUGAAGUUUCAGAAGAGGAAGAUCCUGACAAUUAUGAUGAAUAUGAAGAGAAAAAUGCACUUGUUGGAAUGGCUAGUUUAAAGUUGAAAUAGUAAUCAUCAUUCAUUAAUCAUGGUUCUGGUGGAUUCUGUAUUUCACGAGUUGAAGGAGAUCCCAUGAUGUCUACAUUUUAUUUUUGUGGCUCCAAAAUACAAGUUUUGUUUUUACUGUGUUGAGCCCUUUCAAUGUAUUUUGAUUGAUAUUUCUGGCUAUUGUAAUGGCAUGUCUUUGUUAUGCAAGGUGUCCUUGUUUCCGAGAUUUUUCUUUUCUCCAAGUUACGGGCCCAGAGGGCAUGUGCCUAUUCUUUAUGAAUGUUCUCUUUUAGAAAUGAGUUUCUCCCAGCCAACUCUUCCUUUGUGUUAAUCUUUGAAGGGAAAUAGAAGAGUCUGGUUCUUCCA